This is a messenger RNA of Dicentrarchus labrax (European seabass), 4877 nucleotides long. Its product is annotated as gastrula zinc finger protein XlCGF57.1-like. The transcript has 5 exons. NCBI's taxonomy places the organism in Eukaryota, Metazoa, Chordata, Actinopteri, Moronidae. Gene Ontology annotation, molecular function: DNA-binding transcription factor activity; RNA polymerase II cis-regulatory region sequence-specific DNA binding. Bases 79 to 1812 code for a protein of 577 amino acids. Gene Ontology annotation, biological process: regulation of cytokine production; negative regulation of transcription by RNA polymerase II; regulation of immune system process. The record is from RefSeq and is a predicted model, not a curated record.
CUCGUGUGUGACUUCCGUUCACAGCGCGAGCAAACUGUCCGUUAACCAGGAGAAAGAAACCCCGUGGAUUAUUCACAGAUGGACCGACACCGGGACCGGGGCCACCGGGACCGGGACCACCGGGACCACCGGGACCUGCUGGACGCGGAUUUGAAAGCUGAAAGGAAGCUACGAGGAGAAGCUUUACCUUCUGAUGUCCGAAAAGUGAUCGUCGGUGAAGAAGAGCAGCAGCAGUGGAGCCCACGUCUGGACCAGGAGGACCCAGAGCCCCCACAUAUUAAAGAGGAGGAACUCUGGACCAGUCAUGAGGAAGAUAAGCUUCAAGGGUUCACAUUCACUCCUGUGAAGAGUGAAGAUGAUGAUGAUGAAGAGAAACCUCAGUCCUCACAGCUUCAUCAAAGACAAACUGAACAGAUAAAAACAGAAGCUGAUGGAGAGGACUGUGGAGGACCAGAAUCAGCCAGAAACUCAGACCCAGAUACACAUUUACAACCUGAUACGGAUUACAAGGCUUCAGACUCCUCUGUGACUGAUGUCAGUGAUGAAGACUGGGAGGAGACCAGAGAACCUCAGUCAGGUUCAAACUCUCAGAAAAGUACUGAUGUCACUGUUGGUGAUAUAAACUGUAACACUGUUGAGAGAUCAUUUAGCUGCUCUGAGUGCGGUCAGAGAUUUGGUCGCAAACCACAUCUGAAUGCACACAUGAGAAUUCACACAGGAGAGAAACCAUUUAGUUGCUCCUUUUGUGGUAAAAGAUUUUCUCAGAAGGGAAACUCAAUCAGUCACAUGAGACUUCACACAGGAGAAAAACCGUUCAGCUGCUCCGUCUGUAAAAAACGUUUCAGAUACAGCGGCGAUGUAAGCAGACACAUGAGAAUCCAUACAGGAAAGAAAACAUCGAAUCCCAGCGCUGAUUCUCACACAGAAUCAGAACCAGUCAGGAGAUUAGAUCCAGACAGACAUUUACAACCGGUUCCUCAUGAUAAACCUUCAGAUCCUGAGACUGAAGUCGAUGAUGAUGAUGGUUGGAAGGAGAGCAGGGAACAUGAGUCAGGCUUAAGAAAUGAUGAAGUCUCUGUUAGUGAUGUGAGAGGUAAUACUGACAAAGAGUCCUUCAGCUGCUCUGAGUGUGGGAGAACAUUCUGCCGCAGGGACCAUCUGAUGAGCCACAUGAGAACGCACACAGGAGAGAAACCAUUUAGUUGCCCAGUUUGUCAGAAACGUUUCAGCUGCAGUGGGAACAUUUUGGCACACAUGAGAAUUCACACAGGAGAGAAACCAUUUGAAUGCUCCUUUUGUGGCAAAAGUUUCAGCCAGAAAGGAACUUUGCAGUUACACAUGAGAAUUCACACAGGAGAGAAACCAUUCAGUUGCCCAUUUUGUGAGAAAAGAUUUGCACACAAAAGACGCAUGACGCUGCACAUGUCAGUCCACACGGAGGAGAAACGCUUCAGCUGCAGUGCUUGUGACAAAAGAUUCACUUGGUAUACGCAGCUUAAAACUCACAAGUGUGUCGGUGAGUCUUCGCAGCUUCGUCAGAGCCAAACUGAGAAAAAGCCUCCUCCCAAGGAAUUGUUUAGCUGCACUGAGUGUGGUAAAAAGUUUAGCCUUAAGGGCAAUCUUAAAACACAUAUGAGAAUUCACACAGGUGAGAAACCAUUUAGUUGCUCAGUGUGUGGCAAAAGUUUUAAACAAAAUGUACAUCUUACUGAGCACAUGACGAUUCACACAGGUGAAAAACUGUAUAAAUGCAGCAUUUGUGGCAAAGGAUUCAAUAAGAAGUUACUUGUUAAAAACCAUAUGUGUGUUUAAUCCUCGGUAGAGCUGCACAAUUAAUCCAAAUAUUAUCAAAAUCGCAAUAUGGCCAGUGCAAUAUCCAUCACAGUUUGGUAAACAGUAUUAUAAUUAAAUUCUGCUUACAAUGUUCUCCAAAUGUUUGUUUAGUACAAACCAAUGUCACAGCAUUGUGAGUUUAAUAGUUCUUUCAGUGAAAAUGCAAAUUGUAUGCUAAAAUCAUUCCACUAAUUGUGAAUAAAAUCAGAAUAUCUGUAAAAAUGCAAAAUAAAUACAUUUCUUUUAGCAUGUAGUGCAGCCGAAGCAGAGUUUAUUUGUGAACAUAAUUUUCCUGUACAGAGGCAAAUAAAGGUUAAUAAGAGCAACCUUAUUGGGAAAUGUAACCACUAGGAAUCUUUAAUUUGAAUUUAAAAUACCACUGAAUUUAUAUCAUUUUAAAAAUGUAUUCAGUUUUUAAAGUGAGAACAUUUAUUUUUAUUCAGCCUUCUGUUCCACCAGCUUGUGUAACUUGACACAAUCCCUCAUUCAACAUUUACUUCAUCAGUCUUUGUGAAAACUAAUUGUGUUCCUGGAGUUUAUUUUACGUACUCUCAGACAGAUCAGCUCCACUACAGCAACUGAAUUUUAAUUUUGUGCCUAAUUUCAUGGAAGAUUUUCUAGAAGAUUGCGACGCUUGUUGUGUUGCAUGCAAGUGUUUGUUACUGUUUUCUUUGCAAUGCAAUUGUGUGAGAAAGUGAAAACUGCUAAAAUCUUUUCGAUUCUUUCAGUUUUUAUAAUAGUAAAUCAGAACGCUGUUUGCUUCCUCAUAUUUACAUAUUUCUUGUAACAACAGGCAGUUACGGAGGGACUUACGUCCCCCCAGUCCAGCAGCUGUAGUGGAUCCAUUAGCGGACUCUUUUGGACUGGCAGCUCCCAGUGAACAGCAGGUCCAGACCGGGACUGAAUGCAGCAUCUGAUGCUGACGGAGGACAGUUUGACUGCAGGGAAUCAAGGACGGUUGGGUUUUUUGGGGAGGGCUGAGUAGGCCAACUAGCUAACAGCAUGUACAUUACAGUUGGCGAAGUUAGCUUCUUUUAGUCCAUCAGGAAACUCCAUAAAUAACCUUGGUACCGCUGUCGUCAAACUUUCCUCGGAGGUUGUGUUCACUGGGAGGCUGCUGUGACCCAUUUGGUUGCUAACACUAACGGCAGCUACAUUAGCAGUUAGCUAACAGCAACUACAUUAGCAGUUAGCGGAGGACGUCAGAGGGGAAACCAGACAAUAUUCUCUCCAUAAAAUAUGAUCCAGUUUCACCCAAAUCACUGAUAAAGUUGUGUUUGUAUAGUAAUCAGUGAGCUCGUUGCUGUUGGCUAGCUAGCCAUGCUGUUAGCUAGCUAGCUAAUUAAUGAAUCUUCGCUCUGUGUCGCUAAAAGUUGAAGACUGAUUGACGGGUGAAUGUCUGCUAUUAUUGGUUGAAAUUAGUAAGUUCAUGCUGACGUAAGCAUGCGUCACAUUUAGUUUCACAGGAAGACACAAUGAUUGGAUUUGAUAUAAAAAUACAAAGAAUUUGAGUUUUUCUGAUUGUUUUUGGCAUAAAUUGUUAAAUACAGGAACAAUAUAACUGAGGAUGAGAUCUUGAAGGGUUGAAAUUAUUUUUCAAAUUUCAGCCAUAAACUGCUGUUUCCAGUCCAGUGAAUUAAGUGGCAGUUCACAGUUUAACUUCUUGGGUCUGAUAAUUGCUGAGGAUGUAUGAGGUUUCAUUUUUAUAGACUGAUUUGAGAUGUGAAGACUAUCCUCUGUAAUGAAACUGAUGAAUUAUGUAGCAGUCAUCACUAAACAUGAUAAUUUUAUUAAUUCAAUUUAAUUAAAUUCAGUUUUAUUUGUAUAGCGCCAAUUCAUAACAGAAGUUAUCUCAGGACACUUUUCAAAUAGAGCAGGUCUAGACCGAACUCUUUAAAACAUUAUUUACAGAGACCCAACAGUACCACCAUGAGCAAGCACUUGGAGACAAGGGCAAGGAAACACUGCCUGUUAAAAGGCAGAAACCUAGGACAGAUCCUUCGGCUCUAGGUGGGUGGUCGUCUGUCUCGACCAGUUGGGGUGAGAGAGAGAGAGAGACAGACAGACAGAGAGAGAGAGAGAGACAGACAGACAGACAGACAGACAGACAGGUGCACAGCAACAACAGUAUUGGCAAUGGCAAUCUAGCAGGACCAUGGCAGGAGGCUCCACCAGGAUCGACAAGAACCUGCGAGACGAGAAAGCACAAGAACUCCGGGGAAGAAGUGAAGUUAGUAACAUGCAUUAAUGGGACAUGAAUGAGUGCAGAAAGAGAGAGGAAGAGAGGAGCUCAGUGCACCAUGGGAAAUCCCCCGAUAGUCUAGGCCUAUAGCAGCAUAACUAAGGGAUGGUUCAGGACUCACCUGAUCCACCCCUAACUAUAAGCUUUAUCAAAGAGGAUUGUAUUUGUAUAUUAUAUAUGUAUUAUGUAUUGUUUCAUGGCUUUGUUGUAAAGCACUUUGGGUACCUUUCGGCUAUUGUAAAGGGCUAUACAAAUAAACUUGAUUUGAUUUGAUUUUGAUUUGAAUGUCUUAAGCCUACUCUUGAAUGCUACUCUUGAAUGAAUACAGGAGAUAAAUCACUCAAUUUCAGAUGUUUAGAGUUUUUGACGUCAUUUUGGCUCCAUGUUGCCACCCACCGCAGUUUACUUCCUGUUGACUAGCGGAGCGCCACCAUUGUUACUAUAAAAGCGCAAGCUAGCAGAAAACAAGCAAGCGAGCCCAGCCUGCAGCCUGAUGUCUGGGCAAAGGCUUCAGCAGACAAACUGUUCAGCCAUUGGUUGCACAGCCCAACACAAAUCUACAUAUACCCUGUCUGGAACUUUCUACGUACGUGCUGACGUUACUUCAGCUACCGCUAGCUUUGUUAUUCCAAAGCCAUUUUCCAGCUCCGCUCAGGUGAGCUGAUGAAGGACAGAGACAGCUGCAGCAUCAGGACAGUCUGAAGGAUCUACACAGUUUACAUAAAAGUUAUAGCUUUGUUACUUACAACAUGUGUAACUGGAAUAUGAAUGAAACAUAAAUAAAGUGUUUUACUUUUAAGAA